Paramuricea clavata is the source of this 270-nucleotide messenger RNA. NCBI's taxonomy places the organism in Eukaryota, Metazoa, Cnidaria, Anthozoa, Malacalcyonacea, Plexauridae. The record is from the annotation of a GenBank genome assembly.
AUGGCAAUUAGACAACAACUCAAGAAAAAAGGCAAACCUUCUAAGCAAAAGGAUGGCAAAGAAAUUGAUGAGCUAAGGUCUGGAAAUAUUACAUCUGAUCAAUUUUUGCAAAGUUUGUCUGUGUACUCUGAGUUUAAACAAGAAGAAAUUUUAUCACUACUCAAUGGGAAAGAACUAGCCAAAAUCCUCAAAUCAUUGGGCAAGCCAUCAUUCCUUGGCAAGAAAAAAAGCAAACAAAUAGAAACAUUAAUUCAUGUUAUGAAAACCUGA